Ictalurus furcatus (blue catfish) is the source of this 6740-nucleotide messenger RNA. It is a transcript of the gene taf4l, whose product is annotated as transcription initiation factor TFIID subunit 4. The record is from RefSeq and is a predicted model, not a curated record. Gene Ontology annotation, cellular component: transcription factor TFIID complex. The transcript has 15 exons. NCBI's taxonomy places the organism in Eukaryota, Metazoa, Chordata, Actinopteri, Siluriformes, Ictaluridae. The coding region runs from base 40 to 3030 and encodes 996 amino acids. Gene Ontology annotation, molecular function: DNA binding; RNA polymerase II general transcription initiation factor activity; protein heterodimerization activity. Gene Ontology annotation, biological process: transcription initiation at RNA polymerase II promoter; DNA-templated transcription.
CGCACGCGCACGACACGCUCCAUCGAGCGUCUUCCAAAGAUGGCGGGCGUCCCCGAUCCGCUGGAAGAUAUGCUGUAUUCAGAAGUGGACGAAAAAGCCGUCAGCGACCUCGUGGGUUCGUUAGAGUCGGAGCUCGGUGGUCAGAAUAAACCCCAGAGCGAGGCGCAGAGAUCAGGAGCACCCGAGAGCGGAAACAACAACUUAGGAAAAGCCCAAGCCGCUCAAGCGGGAACCGCAUUGGAGGCGCGAGCGUCAGGACUACACAGAGUGGAGGUAAAGCGCGAGAACGGCUCCGAGAGGACACCGAGCUCCAACUCUGUCCCUGUCCCUUCCGCUCUGAACGCUGGGGGGAUGAUGGCUACCAACCGAGUGCAGCCAAACAUCACGUUAGUACCAAAGCCCGCUGUACCGGGACUCGCAACUUCUCCGAACUGUUCAAGUGACGCAGCAGUUGUAGCAUCAUCAUCAUCAUCAUCAUCACCAUCCUCAUCAUCAGCUACAGAUACUCUCCCUAACACCAAUCACAUAGCUUCAACUAUCCGCGCCGUUUCCUCCAGAGCGCUGGCUGGUGAGAAUGGCAGCAGUGCCACUGUAGCUCUCUCAUCUGCUUCAGCUCCUGUAGCCGGAUUACAGACCGGGGUGAAUGGUGCUGUCAUUGGUUCUGGCUCUGGCUUAGGCACCGACAACAGCAACACAUCCACUUCCAAAGGCACUAAUGGGACUUUUCUUGGUACUUCUGUUCAGCCGUCUAAUCAUAUAUUGCCACAGCCUGUGAGUGUAUCAGCUGCUCCGACAGUCCCUGCUGUUGCCCUGCACCGACCUAUCAACAUUGCACCCAGUCAUAGUGACCCUAAACUUGCAGUGCCUGUGAGUGUCGCCUCUGUCCCAGCCCCCACGCUGACCUUUUCCAACGCGAGUCUGAUCAAAACGAAUCCCCAAACCCAGAUUAAAACCAUUGUCCCAAAUCAGCUUGCCGGUUCUCCCGUAGCCCUGCGGCCUCCUGUAACCGGUACAGCCGUGCACUCAGGUGCAGUCAGUACCCCGCUUCCAGUGGUGAGCACCCCGUCAGUGCUGGUGAAGCCAGAAGCAGGACUUACAGGUCAGGCUGCGGGUAUGCUGAGACCUACUACUCCGUCUCCAGCAGCGAGCACUGUCCCCGUGCGACCUGGGGUUCCUGCUGCACCUGCUCCGAGGGCAGUGGUACCUCAGCUUACUGUCAGACCUCAACAACAGACCACGAUUCAGUUACCGCCAGGAUUCACUAUACCACCGGGAAUGGUGCUUGUCCGGACCGAAGCGGGCCAGUUGGUGCUGGUUCCUCAGCAGGUUCUGGCCCAGGCGAAGGCUCAGAAUCAGACGAAAGCGACUCUGUCUCCGACGCCUGCGACGACCACCACUACAGCCACCAUUCGAGUCACCACUCCUGUGCAACAAUCUCCAGUGACAUCCCAAGCCAUCCGACCGAUUCCUCCUGCACAGGCUAAAGUGGUCCAGACAGCCAGCCCUGCUAGCCCUGCUCUACAGAAGAGCCCAUUGGUGACGGCGAGCACUGCUCCAAAGCCCAGCGGCCCCACUGUGAUCACGACCAGCACUCGUAUUCAAGCUCCAAACCAGACACUCCUGAAACCUUCACCCACCGUCACGGCACCCGCUGCACCCACCACGGGAAUCGCCAACCUCUCUCAGGAAAUGCAAGAGAAUGUGAAGAAGUGCAAGAAUUUCCUAGCAACGUUGAUCAAACUGGCAUCCCAUAAUUCCCCCUCUCCGGAAACUUCAAAGAACGUGAAGGCGCUUGUGCAGGACCUGCUGGAUGCCAAAAUUGAGCCUGAGGAGUUUACAAAUCGUCUGCAGACGGAGCUGAAAUCGUCUCCUCAGCCCUACCUCAUCCCCUUUCUAAAGAAAAGCCUGCCUGCUCUGCGGAUGACGCUGUUGAACUCGCAACAGUCUCUGACCCAGCUCGCGCAAACCACCUCCAGCCCUCUGACUGUGAGCGCCAUUAAGGCUCCACCCCCACGCGCCCUCGCCACUACGGUGCCAGCUGUCCGCCCCACCGUCACGCAGGACCAAGCUGCCCUGGUGGCUGUGAAGAGGACAGGGGCACAGACGGGGCCAGUUCGGAUGCCCGUGGUGAUCACGCAGUCGGUCCGGCCUCAAGGCGCUGUGGUGAGAGGACCAGUGGUACAGGUGAGAGGUCCAAUGGGCAUCGCCAUGCAGGCUUCAGCCAAUCAGAAACAGAAGCUGAAUGACCCAGGAGGUGGAACUUUCAGGGAUGACGACGAUAUCAACGACGUGGCGUCCAUGGCCGGUGUGAACCUGAAUGAAGAGAAUGCUCGUAUAUUAGCCACAGGCUCCGAGCUGGUAGGCACGCAGAUCCGCUCCUGCAAGGACGAGGCAUUCCUGCCAGCUAAUCUGCUCCACAAGCGCAUCCUCGAGAUCGCACGUGGGUUUGGUGUGAAUGAGGUGAUGUCGGACGUGGUGAGUUUGGUAUCCCAUGCCACCGAGGCCAGGCUCCGUUCCACACUGGAGAACGUCUCUGCUCUCGCACGACACCGCACAGACCCCAGCAAGGAUGAAGAGCACCACGAGCAGACAUCGGAUGUGAGGACGCAGCUGAAGUUCUUCGAGCAGCUGGAGAGGCUGGAGAAACAGCGCAAAGACGACGAGGAGAGAGAGAUCCUGCUGAAAGUGGCCAAAAGUCGCUCCAGGCAAGAAGACCCUGAGCAGGCUCGGCUAAAGCAGAAAGCUAAAGAGAUGCAGCAGCAGGAACUGGCACAGAUGAGACAGCGUGAUGCUAACCUCACGGCACUCGCCGCUAUAGGCCCACGCAAAAAACGCAAACUGGACUCUCCCGGGGCUUCUGGAGCAGAGGUGUCUGGAAGCUCUUCAGGCUCGGCCGGCGCCUCCUCGUCCUCCACUCGGCAGGUGAGGCAGCGGAUCACGCGAGUCAACCUCAGGGACUUGAUCUUCUGCCUGGAGCAGGAGCGUUCCACGGCCCGCUCACUGCUGCUCUACAAGGCUCUGCUCAAGUAGAACCCGGUCCAGGCUGGAACUGCGCCUCCGUGUGUCCUCUUCCUGUGCGCAGGGUGUGCACGGUGGUCCGUCUCUGCGCUUGAACGCCCUUCCUCUCGCCAUCGUUUGAUUUGCAAGGUCUUUUUCUUCCCAUGCCUCAUGCGUCUUUCUUUGUGCCUUCAGGCAAAGCUGGGACAUAAUCAGUGAGAUCCUGUCUUUGCUUUAAGAGGAAUGUAUGAGGUUUUCAUGCUCCAAACAAACCUAUAUAUUCAGGAAGUGAAUGAAAGCCAUGAAGAAAGAGAAAGUUGUGGGUUAAAAGCAGCAUUUAUAUCCUGUUACCAUUUAAUGCCGUCUGGGCGUUUGGUAUGGGAGCCAGCAUAUAGGAGAAAAACUCAUUUUUACUUCCUUUUUUUUUUUGUGAAAUAUUUGAAUCUGUUUUGAUUUUACAUUCAAGGAAAACUUUCCCUUGGUGGUAUCAAGCGUGAUGGGACUCGAAGCUCAGUUUUUAACUUAAAUGCCUCAUUUGCAAUAUGGACACUGGAAGUGUGAAUGUAUAGUUUUUGGGGAUUUUUUUUUUUUAACAGUCUAACAAAUUCUUAAAUAUUUUAAUAACUUAUGACUUUUAUACCUCCAGUACAUACAUGGUUUGUUUAGAUCUGGAUUUUGUUUCAGUGAAAUUAUGCAAAUGAAGGAUCUGUGCUGUCCUUCAUCCUGUCACAUGCCGUUUUGUAAUUCAGAGACAGUAUUUUCUCACGCUCCUGUGUGUGUGUGUGUGUGUGUGUGUGUGUGUGUGUGUGUGUGUGUGUGUGUGUGUGUGUGUGUGGUGGGAAGAAUGGGGAGGUGAUAGUUAAAUGUGCUGUGAAGAAUUAUGGUGUAGGAAGUGGCAUGAUGCCAUCUGUACUGAGAAGGCUGCCAUAAAUUCAUCCAAAAAAGAUGAUGCAUGAAAAUGUCCCCCCCGCCCCCCCGUCCCCUUACAUGUUUCCCUCCUCAAAUAAACUGUAGAUUAAGAUCUCACCAUAGCAGAUGAUUACGAUUUGAUCUCUUUGAAUCAGCCUUGCACUGGAAUUUUAAAUUUCAUAUUAUUGAUCAGAUAUGAGUUAUAAGGCCAUGUAGAUAACUCCACCAUUUCACUGCUUUUGAUUUUCUCUUGGAACAAUUUGAGUGCAGUUUUAAGACCCCCAGCAGGACACGUAGUGGACAGGAAGUUUUUAUUAGCCUUGUCUCUGCCUUCACGAACCGUAAACCGUUCAGAUGAACAUGGCCUCAAAUUGUGCUCGGUCCUCUGCUGUAUCGAAUUCUGUACCUGCACACGACGGAGCUCAGACGAGCCGAGUGUUUCUGGUGAGAGGGUCGGGGCUUUUGAUUAUUUGUAUGUUGUAUUGUCUACAAAGACCAUAUAUCUAUUGUAAACUCUCUAUUUUUUGGUAAAUUUAACGAUUUUUAAAUGUUUGGCUGGUUUGGAAAAAAAAACUGUUCAUCUCUAUAAAAUUUGUACUAUUUUGUAAAAAGAAUAAAGUUGCUUACUUACAUGUUCGAGUGUUUCAUAAAAUGCCAUUUCAUAUCUCCUAACUCUUUCUACAGGACACGAAGGAGAGGCACAUUUUUUUUUCCAUCACCGAUUUUAGUUUUUUUUUCCUGAACAGUGUGUUUUCCACUCCCAUUUUGUUCCUGUAAAUUUGUUUUUUCGUCCCUUUGUGGAUCGUGCCAACGUUCCCCGCUAUCACACCUCGCUCAACUGAACUCGCGCUUCCAGCAAGAUCUCAUUUGCAUGAUGAUCUGCCAGCACACUUUCAGGGGUGUGUGUCUGUGUGGGCAUGGUUUUAUAUCGUGGUGGGGGCCAAAUGUGCCCACGAGUAAAGUAAUAUCUGACAGUUUUGACCUGGAACAUUUGAUUGGUCUCCAUGAGGAAAAACAGCUUCUUUUAUUCUUUUUUUUUUUUUAAACAAUGUACAUAUUCAAAAGGUAAUUAGCUGCAUAAAAGGUCCUCAGAAGGAUAGUAAGCUUAAGUUAAUCUGAUGUAAACCCGCCUUCUUUCUGAUAGACGAAUGUUAAAAAUCAGUGCUUUUUUGAUAUUAAAUUAGGGGCGGAAAAAAUCAACAAUUUAUUCAAAUCUGUUUUGUUUAGUUUUUCUCCAACAGCAAUUACAAAAGGAUAAGGAACACAUGCCUGCAACACUACAAUGAUUAUCCAUUAAUUAAAAAUGGAUUUUAUUUAAAUAAUGAACAUAAAUUUCCACCUUACUGUAAUUAUACAUUUUGACACAACAUCGAUUAGAACAGCACUUAAAUAGAAUUUAGUUUCCACGCAGUUGAAAGUCCGAGUGUGAGAUCAGAGAUCCGCUUCCGAGGCUGUGGUUGGAAUAAAGGCUGGAAUAAAAGAUUUAUUUUGUGUAUUUGCUAAAGGGCCUCAUCAAGCCGCCAAAACAUCCCACACGAUAGCAGAGAUGGAACAGUUUGAAGAAUAACAAAGAAUAACAAGCUCCCCGGUCUCGGCAGUUCAUUCUGUCUUUCUACGCUAACACUCAGCGUGUGAUCGUGUAGAGUGUGUUGGCAUUUCUGUGACCUUUGCCCCUGCCAUCCGCUUGUGUAGAGAACGUCCUGAAAAACACUCGGCCUAUUAAAUGUGUACUUUUACAACGCAUUAAGCAUCAUCCGGUGUUUUCCUGCCACAUAAGUAACCUUUCGUGUUUAUUCUCCCCCACAUCGUGACUGGCCCUUUUUUGGCUUGGGGAGGUUUGGCUGACUAAAUGGAUUGUGGGAAAGUGACCUAGACUCCUGGGAGGGGGUUGUUUGGAAGAAGAGGUUGGCUUCUCUCUGACCUGUGUAUUUUUUUUUUUUUUUCUUUUUCCUCCUCCGGAGCCCUGAAGAAGCCUUGAGCUGCACACUAAUCCCUGUACUGCUGUGGUAGAACUAGACGACGUGCCUCACAGACGUGUGUUCAUUUAGUGAAUGAAGUAAUCCACCUAAAGCUGCCUUCAUCGGGAGAAAGUCUUAGAGAAUGUAGAGGCAGUUGUGUCUCCAGAGUAUCUUUGGAUCUGUUGUCUUGCCAUAUAGCAUGUUGUUCAUUUGAUUACACGAAGCUGAGAGAGGGAAAUUGAGGUGACAAAUUUGGAGCCACCUGAUCAAAAUGAACCGAUACGGCAGGUCAUCAUGUUCCGGGCUUUAGAAAAGCCGUUGGAGACAUUCUAGCAAACUUGACAAAUAUGAUUUAUGUAUUAAUCAUUAAUAAUUAUGAGUUCUGACACGGCAAAAGAAGAAGGAAAAAAAAAAGCAAAUCUGAUUUGUCUCAGUAAUGACUGUAAUGAUGUAAAUAAUCUCAGAUACUCAGAGUUUUGGGGCAGCUAGUUAGAGAUUCAACAUGGAGGUUUCUCUAUGGAUAGUUAACAUUUGUAAUCUAACUUUGUACCAUUGCUAAUUCCCACACACUAGUUCUUCCCAUGAAUCAGGGAGGGUGAGGGCUAGCAUGUGCUUCCUCAAAUAUACAUGAAGCCAGCACAUCUUUUCAAAAUUGCUGCUCAUGCUCUGUGUAAAGGGCGAAGGAGAGCACUAACCGCCCUCUUCUGCAUACAAGAUGCCCACUAUUGGCUAGUAUCACUCUGAUUAAUGGGGAGAAACGAAUUCCAUCCAGAGAUCAGGGUUUAUUUUGGUGAUCUCUCAAUGUUAAAAUCUCAAAUCUGUAGUAUUUCUUCUCUACUAACAAGCAUUACUGCUUCAUGUUGUCUCAGAUUUUUU